AUACCAUGCUUAUGUGGAAGUGCCCCGUGCCUGCUCUGCCGAUGCUGCCCCAGUGGAAACAACUCCACCAUAACUCGGCUGAUUUAUGCAUUCUUUUUACUUCUUGGCGUGAGUGUUGCCUGUGUGAUGUUAAUACCAGGCAUGGAAGAGCAGCUGAAGAAGAUUCCUGGAUUUUGUGAUGGAGGGAUGGGAACAACUAUUCCUGGAGUGCACGGCCACGUGAAUUGCGAUGUACUAGUUGGUUACAAAGCUGUAUACCGUGUGUGCUUUGGUAUGGCCAUGUUCUUCCUUCUCUUCUCCUUAUUGAUGAUCAAAGUGAAGAGCAGCAAUGACCCAAGAGCAGCAGUGCACAAUGGAUUCUGGUUCUUUAAAUUUGCAACAGCACUUGCAAUUAGUGUUGGAGCUUUCUUCAUACCAGAGGGACCAUUUACAACUGUGUGGUUUUAUGUAGGUAUGGCUGGAGCAUUCUGCUUUAUUCUUAUUCAGCUGGUCUUGCUUAUUGACUUCGCCCACUCCUGGAAUGAAUCUUGGGUUGAAAAAAUGGAGGAAGGAAACUCAAGAUGCUGGUAUGCAGCUCUGCUGUCAGCUACAGCUGUCAAUUAUCUGCUGUCUCUAGUAGCUAUUGUCUUGUUUUAUAUUUAUUACACUCAUCCAGAAGGUUGUUCUGAAAACAAGACGUUCAUCAGUGUUAAUAUGCUGUUGUGUAUUGGCGCUUCUGUAAUGUCAAUUCUGCCGAAGAUUCAGGAAUCUCAGCCAAGAUCUGGUUUGCUGCAGUCUUCUGUGAUCACAAUUUAUACAAUGUAUUUGACUUGGUCAGCCAUGACCAAUGAACCAGACAGGCGCUGUAACCCAAGUUUGCUGAGCAUCAUUGGUUACAACAGCACCACCAUUCCAACCCAAGGUCAGGUAGUUCAGUGGUGGGAUGCACAAGGAAUUGUAGGACUGGUUUUGUUUUUGCUGUGUGUUCUCUAUUCAAGCAUCCGAACAUCCAACAACAGCCAAGUUAACAAGCUGAUGCUGACCAGUGAUGAAUCAACACUGAUAGAGGAUGGAAUGCCCAGGAGUGACGGCUCCCUUGAGGAUGGAGAUGAUGUUCACCGAGCCAUAGAUAACGAGAGGGAUGGAGUUACUUACAGUUACUCCUUCUUUCAUUUCAUGCUUUUCCUGGCAUCACUGUAUAUCAUGAUGACGCUUACCAACUGGUACAGUCCGGAUUCUUCUUACGAGACAAUGACCAGCAAAUGGCCGUCUGUCUGGGUGAAGAUAUCUUCCAGCUGGAUUGGCAUCGUGCUGUACGUGUGGACUCUGGUUGCUCCGCUGGUUCUUACAAACCGUGACUUUGACUAAGCUGUGCUGCUCUCUAGGGAGAUUGUGCUAGCUUCACCCUGUCUUUGAAACAAACAGUAUUCCAGAUCACAGCGCAGUUGUAAAUAGGUGUGCGUGUGCUAUCCAUGUAGUAUACCCUGCUUUAUGCUGCAUGAUUACCUUGAAUCAUGUCUUUUGUCAUUUCACUAAAUGACUUUUUCUAGCUGAGCUCAGUGACGAUUGCUGUAAUGAUGGUUUCCGUAGGAUUACUCCUCAAUUGAGUGCUUCGGGAGCAUUAGAUGCAAGAUCAAGACCUUUUGGAAGUAGGGUUUUUUUUUCCCCCUCAGUUGCAUUAAAUAGUUGUAGGAAAAAAGGUGCAAAUG
Messenger RNA from Nipponia nippon (crested ibis), 1688 nucleotides. Lineage: Eukaryota; Metazoa; Chordata; Aves; Pelecaniformes; Threskiornithidae. The record is from RefSeq and is a predicted model, not a curated record.